CGUGAGAUACGGAGGACGAAAGUUUGUUGAGGAAAAUUUACUUUCUUUCGUCUGGCUUGCGUGCGUUUUUCGUCCAGCUUUUUCAUUUAAAUAAGAAAUGGCUCCAAACCCCAAAAAGGUUUUACGGGACAUUCUGGAGGACCUGAAGGAUGCCGACUUCCAGAAGUUCCGGGUCGAACUCCUGGAGCGAAAGGAUGGUGUGAAAACGAGCCAGGUGGAGGGGAAAGGCUUUCUGGACGUUGCAGAUGUCAUGGUGUCAGUUUACACCGAGAAGAAGGUUCUGCUGGUGGCCGAUGAGAUCCUCAGAGAGAUCCGCUGCGUGGAUGCGGCGGAGGAACUGGCUAAAGCGGCUAAAAAGGCAGGUUUUCCAUACCAAGGUGCUGCUUCCGGUGAAGCAGGAGGCGCUCCAACAGAAGCUGCUGCUGUGAAGAGAGAAGGGGAGCACUUUGUGGACAGACACAGAGAAAAGUUGAUCCAAAGAGUCACCAACAUUGCACCCAUCUUAGAUGGACUUUUACAGAAGAAAGUUAUCCUGCAGGAAACUUAUGACCAAAUAUUGCGUCUGCAGACCACUCAGUCUCAGAUGAGGGAGAUCUUCAUCUGCCUGAGAGCUAGUGAUGCCUGCAAAGACAUUUUCUUCUCCAUCCUUCAGGAGAAAGAGGGAUUCCUCAUCAAAGACCUCAUCUGACUGAAGGAACCGAUGAGGGGGAACCAUGGACGGUUCUAAGGGUGGGUCAGAGGGGUCCUGGUUCCUGCUGCCAUGACGUUCCUUAUUUACAGAUCAGUAAAAACCAAAACAUUCAACCUUUUACCUUUUAUCAUCAGUUAAUGGUGGUUAGCUGCACAUGUAGUGAUCUGUUAAACUAAAUAUUUUGACUAAACAAGAAUUUCCCUUUGGAAGUAAAUGCAUAAUAAUUAUUGUUGCUGUUAGUUUUGCAGUCAUAUUACGUUUUGCUUAUUUUAGCUCUGACUUGAUGUGAAGCAGAUUUUUCAGCAGAAACUGAGAAAUUUCUUUAACAGGAACCACACUGAAAGAUGUUGGCCGGGUCGGGGCUAAAGCUUGCAGAGUUUUUGCCUCUCAAUCCACGAGGACUUGAAUUUGGCCUUAGCCAACCAAUCCUGUUUCACCGUCAUGUAAUGUUUGGUUUUGUCAGUGUAGGAGCCACUUAUAGUUCUUGGUGUUUGGGUAAGCUUAUUUUCUGGUUUAUUUGGGUUAGGGUGGUGGUGUUUUGUUUAGGUUGACACACCGACCUAUAUUAUGUUCUACCACUGGUGGCGGUGUGGAGGGGAAAGCUAUAUAGGUCAGAGGGCAGGAAGGGUUUGGGUGACGGGAGGUCAUACAGUUUUUACUGGUUUUCUUUGGUAAAGAAUAGCCUACGGCUAUGUUAAGUUCUGUCAUUCUGUCAAGAAUAAAGU
Fundulus heteroclitus (mummichog) is the source of this 1416-nucleotide messenger RNA. Its product is annotated as apoptosis-associated speck-like protein containing a CARD. Gene Ontology annotation, biological process: regulation of apoptotic process; innate immune response; inflammatory response. The coding region runs from base 98 to 688 and encodes 196 amino acids. The record is from RefSeq and is a predicted model, not a curated record. The transcript is spliced from 4 exons. NCBI's taxonomy places the organism in Eukaryota, Metazoa, Chordata, Actinopteri, Cyprinodontiformes, Fundulidae.